Molecule: messenger RNA, 378 nt
Organism: Amaranthus tricolor (Joseph's coat)
Lineage: Eukaryota; Viridiplantae; Streptophyta; Magnoliopsida; Caryophyllales; Amaranthaceae
Product: CASP-like protein 1B2
Exons: 3
Coding region: 1-378 (125 amino acids)
Source: RefSeq, a predicted model, not a curated record
AUGAAGCAAUUGGAUGUCGGGUACAAUUCGUUGAGAUUAUCAGAAGGCGAGAAAAAAAUAAAAAUAAUCGUUACGUUAUUGAGGAUAAUAGUUUUUUUAGCCACAUUGUCAGCUACAAUAGUGAUGGCUUUAAACAAAGAAACUAAAACUUUGGUGGUUGCUACCAUUGGUACUACCUCUGUUAAGGCUACUAUUGCUGCCAAGUUUCAACACACUCCUGCUAACAUAUUCUUUGUUGUGGGAAACGGGUUAGCGGCGUUACAUAGCUUGUUGGCUUUGCAUGCUGAAUUUUUUGGGAGGAAGUUGGAUCCAAAAGGAGUUCGCUUUAUGGUCAUCUCUAUUCUAGACAUACUCCUUAUACAUAGGUCUAAAAGAUAG